AUGUUUGAUAAUAUUGCAUCAUUAAAUUUUAUACAUUAUGAUAAGUUAUUAAUUUCAAUAGAAAAACAACAAAAUGAACAAAUACAUAUAAAUAAUCAAGAAAAUUCUAUUUAUGCCACAGCAAUGAUAUCAUUAGAAAAAGAAGAAAUGAAUUUUUUAAUUCAAUUCAAUGUAAUGGAAAAUCAAUUUGAUAAAAUAAUUAAGCAUAAUCAACGUUCAGCAAUGAAAACUUAUGUUAAACAAUUAAAUUCUCAAAUAGAAGAAAUUGCUAUAGAAAUACGAAUCUUUUUAAAACUAAAUGAAUAUAAUAAAUUUGAAAUAGUUCUUACAAUCGAUGUACAUACUCGUGAUACAGUAGAUAUUUUAAUUCGUGAUGGUAUUAAUAAAUCUCAUGAUUUUUCGUGGCAAUGCCAAUUACGUGUUUAUUGGAUAUCAAAAGAAGAUAAUUUAUUUUUAGAACAAUGCAAUGGAAAAUUUUAUUAUGGUUAUGAAUAUAUGGGUCUUAAUGGUCGUCUUGUUAUUGCACCAUUAACUGAUCGAAUUUAUCUAACAGUUACACAAGCGUUGUCAGUGUUUCCUGGUUGUGCACAAGCCGGACCAUCAGGUAAUGGAAAAACAGAAUCAAUUAAAGAUCUUGGUAAAGCUAUGAGUGUUAUGUGUGUUGUUACUAAUUGUGGUGAAGCUAUAGAUUAUCAAUCAAUAGGUAAAAAUUUAAAUGGUUUAUGUCAAACAGGUGCUUGGGGUUGUUUUGAUGAAAUUGUUUUUGAACAUAAUGAAAUUCAACUUCUAUCAACUGUUGGUAUAUUUGUAACAAUGAAUCCCGGUUAUGUUGGUCAAACAGAAUUACUUGAAUCAUAUCAUUAUAAUUGGAGUUUAAGAAGUUUUAAAACUAUUUUAUCAAUGACAGGUUAUUUAAAACGAACAUCAAUGAAAGAAGAUCCUGAAGAAAUUGUUCUUUUAAGAGCAUUCCGUCAUAUGAAUAUACCAAAAUUUAUUUAUGAUGAUGUUAAUUUAUUUCUUACAUUAUUAAAUGAUUUAUUUCCAAAUAUUCAUUGUCCAGAAAUAUCAUAUGAAAAUUUAAAUCGAAUUAUUAAAGAAAUAUUAAUCAAACCACAAUAUAUUUUAGUUUCAGAACCAUUGAUCCAACAAGAUAAAAGAAUUUAUUAUCAUUAUUAA
Molecule: messenger RNA, 1176 nt
Organism: Rotaria sp. Silwood2
Lineage: Eukaryota; Metazoa; Rotifera; Eurotatoria; Philodinida; Philodinidae
Source: the annotation of a GenBank genome assembly